AUGGGCAAGAAGAAGCGCGGACACCCCGACGUCGAGGACGUCCUCUCCCGGCCGUGGUGCUACUACUGCGAGCGUGAUUUUGAGGAUCUCAAGCUUCUCAUCUCCCAUCAGAAAGCCAAGCAUUUCAAGUGCGACAGAUGCGGUCGUCGACUCAAUACCGCUGGAGGUCUCUCCGUGCACUUGAACCAAGUCCACAAGGAAACGCUCACCCAAGUCGAGAAUGCGCUACCGAACCGACAAGGCCUCGAUGUCGAGAUCUUUGGCAUGGAGGGUAUUCCCCAGGACAUCCUCGACCAACACAGGAACCGUAUUAUCCAGAACUUCUACCAAGCCCAGGAAGAUCGCAGGAUUGCCACCGGAAACCCCUUGCCUGGCCAGUCAAAGCAGCCAAGAAAGAAGCUCAAGGUCGAGACUCCCGAAGAGCUGAAGGUCCGCCUUGCUGAGCACCGUGCAAGACUGGCCGCAGGGCAUCCUCCGACUACCAGUGCCAGCCCUGCCAAUGGCGCUCCUGCAAGCGUGAGCCCGGGUACAUUUAACAACUCUCCUUACCCCCCGCCUCAAGCUCCUUACGGUGCUGCCGCCGAUCAGAACUACCCGCCUGGUGCUGCUCCCGGCGCUCCGGCUUACCCUCAACAAGGCUACCCGCAAGGUAACUUCGGCGGUUUCUCUGCAUCAUCUCUUCCCGCGAGACCGACGAGUGGCAUUCAAGCGAUGCCUGGCCUUCCCCAACGGCCGCCUCAACAUGGCGGCCAGUUCUGGAAUGGUCCUGGCGCACCGCCGGCUGGCUUCCCUGGAGCAUCGACCGUUGAUGAGCUGGUUUCUGGUGCGGCGCAACACGGAGAUGAAAUCGAUGAGCUUAUCCGCAGAGCUGAAUCUGGGAUCAAACCGGCCAAGAAACCCGAGGAUGAGGUAGGUGAGGAAGCCGUAGGCGACAAGAAGGCGAAGAAGGAUAAGAACGGCAGGAUGUUCUAUGCGGACACGGAGAUCAGUCCUGAGGAGCGCAUGGCGCAAAUACCGAGAUAUGCCUACGUGCCGCCAGCAUCGUAG
Molecule: messenger RNA, 1047 nt
Organism: Colletotrichum orchidophilum
Lineage: Eukaryota; Fungi; Ascomycota; Sordariomycetes; Glomerellales; Glomerellaceae
Exons: 4
Coding region: 1-1047 (348 amino acids)
Cellular component (GO): nucleus
Molecular function (GO): DNA binding
Source: RefSeq, a predicted model, not a curated record